AGCACCACUAGUGCUAGUUGUUGCAAUAUUUUUUUCUAGCUUUUAAUUUCAAUAUGCUCAACAGCAUUUCCAUGUUGUCGUUGCUGCGUUGAUAAAUCCGCUUGUAAUUGGUAAGAUGAAAACUACAGCAGGUUACACGUGGUGCUCGUGUAUUGGAACAUUUUUGAUGUAGAAGUACAGGAAGCAUUUUGCUAAAUGGAAGGGAGGAACGAGAAAAUAAUGCCGGGUCUUCGUUUGCCAACGUGCACAGAGAUUUAGACGAGGCAGCGGACGAGCCCUCUUCACGCGGUGAGUGGUUUACCACAGCAACAGCUUCGUUUGUGGGUCACAAGAUAUAAAGAAGUCUGUAAAAAGCGAAAAGGCAAACGUUAAUUUGUGUUUCGAACAGCGUACCACUUUGAAGCCUCUUGUUCAGCGUAUUGACCACGACCGUUUUUUCCACCGCGUCGGGGAGCGAUAAAAAGGGUCCGUUCCACGCAACGUGAUUUCGCGAAGCUAUCAAGUCGUUUUGUUGCUGUGACUUCCGGAUAUAGACGUCAAGAUGGUGGUGCUUUCCGCGGCGAUUCUAUCGAAGAAGAAGACGCUUUUAGCGCGUCAGUUCGUCGAUAUGACGAGGCUUAGGGUCGAUGGUCUGCUUUCGGCCUUCCCGAAGCUAGUAGACGCAGAGAAGGGCAAAGACCACACAUAUAUCGAGACUGAAUCGGUUCGCUACGUGUAUCAGCCAAUGGAGAACUUGUUUCUCCUUCUUAUCACCAACAAGACUAGUAACAUUCUCGAAGAUAUCGAAACUCUGCGUCUUUUAGCGAAGACAGUGCAGGAUGGAUGCAAAUGCGUUGCGGUAGAGUUCUAAUUAAGCGCUUGUGUUGGAUAUGGUUUCUCAAGUAAUCAAAUAGAUUCGAGUUGCGGCGUGAGGGCCGCCUGCGUUUGGAAAUCUACUGAUAAUCAUAAUACUGUAGACGUUGUAGUGGGGGGCUGUAUACUAGUCCAUCUUUGUUUGAGGGUCAUACUCAAAAACGAGUUUAGCGCUCGAAGUCAGUGUCAUUUAUCUUCUCGAUUGCUUAGUGCUGUGUCAAGUCAAAAGGAAAAGGAUGUUUUUCAAUACAUAGUAGUUAGCGGAACACUAAGAAUAGUUCUUCAUCAACGUCACCAGGUAUCAGAAGAGUCUGUGCUGCAGAACGCAUUUGAUAUUAUUUUCGGCUUCGACGAGGCCAUAUCUUUUGGGUAUCGGGAAAGCGUGACAUUGUCACAGAUCAAACAGUAUUUGGAGAUGGAGAGUAACGACGAGAAGCUAGCGCAAAGAAUAGAGCAGAGUAAGAUUAACGAAGCAAAGGAACUGGCUAAAAAGAAAGCUGCAGAACUGAGUCCAGAUAAGCACACGUCCUUCGGUUCCGCGGCCAUGUCGAAAGUCGAGAAUGAGAUUCACAGUACUUCUUUCUACUGUAGUGAGCAAAAAUUCUUAAAUGCUUAUCUUGCAUGCUGCACGAGUUAAAUUCAUCGAAGCAAAAGCAACCUAUCCUUCUUGAUGUAGAUUCAUCUUCAACAAAGCAAAAUGUUUCCAGUCGUGAUUAAUCCUUCUUCACAAUAUGAUGGUCUUCAUCUUCUUCUUAAUCUAAUAAAUCAAUAACUACUACAGCACAAUUGGAGCAGAAAGCACCGCUGAAAGAGGUAGAAACCUUCGCUUUCAGUCAACCGGCAGCGCCUUCCGCCACCGGAGCAAUACAAGCGAGCUUACCCAAGCGAGGUGUUUUUGUAGUUUCAGUUUCAUGAAUUGACAACUUGAGCCGCAAGGAGUAGCUGAAUCCAAAGAAAUUAGUGAUCUUCACUUUGCACAAAGAUCCUGGUUACAGCUCGUCAACUCGUCUCCAUGCUGUAGUCAGUUUCGGUCAGCUCCAUCCAAUUUUUUUUUGUUGAAUCACCAGGCAUGCAGCUCGGUCGCAAGAAACCUGCACCCGCAGUCGACGCCUUCUCGACGAUUAUGACAGCGAACACUGUACCAACAGAAAUGCCGUCUCAAACACAGCCUUCUUCCGCAGCACCAAGCUCGAUACCCGACGUUGUGCUAAAGCCAGUCGUAAAUCCACUUCAGGAACCGGUCUCCAUUUUAGUCGAGGAGACGUUAGAAGCGGCGAUGGGGGCGGAGGGAGGUCUGGAGGGCGACCUUACCCUUCAAGGCAAGUUUGAGGUACCUAGAAUUGUCGAGGAUGCUGAUGCAUUUUACUGAAGGUUUUGAUAUAAUUUGAAAUUGAAUCCAGCAAGUCUCCUGGCAGUACUUAUGCUAAGACUCUUUCCUCUUCCGAGAAAUUUCUUCAGCACUAGUAGUUGUCAAUGAUGUGACUACCAACUACUCUAAGCACAAAAACUCUGACAGAUAACCGUCCACGAUGAGUCAAAAGCGGACUUAGCAACGUUCAAGCUUAAAGAAUUGAACAACAAGUUCAAGUAUCGGCUGCAUCCGAACCUGAAUAAGACGCAGCAAGCUAACAAUGUCCUCGAAAUACGAGAUCCAAGUAGGAAAUAUCGACCAAAUUCAGCAGCUGCCUUGCUGAAAUGGCAAUACAAAGGAGACCAGGAGGACCUCGUGCCGCUAUCGGUAUGCAUAUGCUAUUUCCUUUUGUCGCAAUUGCAAGAUGAAACUGCUCCUUUGUUUUGCAAUGUUUGUCAGGCAAAACUACUCCUUGGUAUAAAUAUAUUAGAGUAGUUUAUAGACGCUGGGCUACGCUGGGUGGCUGGGCGGCCUCGCUGGGAACGCUGGGCGGCAACGCGGGGCACGCUGGGCGGCAACGCUGGGCACGCUGGGCGGGCGCAUGGAUGGCGCUUAGCGGACUUGAGGGCCACACAUUGGGCGUGCCGGGCCGCCGUAAGGUUCAGGACAGCGCUGGCGCAGUGCUGCGCCAGUUUGCGCAGCAGCGGGCUGCGCGGCGCCUGCUCUGUUCAGGCUUGCACUGCGUCGCGCUGCACCGCGCUGCUCGAUGCGUGCAAUGCUGCGCCGCUCCUGUGCACAACGGUAAACUCGCCGCCGUCGUUGGCCUUGCCCUACGCUAGACUAGCGCCGCUUGUGGGGUUGUCAAGCGGGCGCCCGAAGGGCGCCCCGCAAUUGGAGACGCCCAGCGUCACGCUGGGCGCAGAAUUCGGCAGAUCUGGCAGAUUUGGGUCGCCCAGCGUCCCAGUGUGCCAAGCGUGCCCAGCCCAGCCAUGUUGGGAACCCUUAUAAACUUUUCUAAUAUAUGAUAAUUGGAUCAGUUGUCCUUAUGACCACCGCCGAUAAGUGCGUACACCUACACAGGUAACAUGCUGGCCAAGUCCAGAGGCAGACGGGAUUCAGAUGAUUAUCCAGUAUGAAUUGACAAAUGAUGAUGUGAAGCUUGAGAAUGUCAUCAUGCGGAUACCCACAAGUGGAUCAGUGCCGCAAGUUAAGUCUGUGGAGACAGGAGAGGCUGGCAUGGUUGGCGCGGAUUGGCUCCAGUGGUACUUGUCACUUAACUACAUCAUGCUGGAUUUGUGAAGCAGAAGUCGCCUAUGUAAAAAACAGAGAGCAUUACGUUGAUCGAUGAAAUCGAAUGUAAUUUCAAGAUCAAUCUGAGGCUCCUGUUGCUUAAUGUUGAUCUUCCUCCACAACCAUAGACUGACCCAUUUCCUAUUCCAAACAUCAGGGCCAUCCCGUCAAUCGAUGCAUCUUCGAACGCGGGAACCUUGGAGUUUUUUAUUCGAGUAGAUGCUGCGAAUCUGUUGCCAGUGCAGGUGCGUGCUUAUUCGCAGGAAACGGUCUGUCCAAUGGAUUUGACCUCUGUCUACCACAUGACCACCCAGGAUCAGCUUAAAUAUGCUCUCAGUAAAAAAUGCGAGUACCAACUGACGAUUGGAUAAUCGCGAAUCACGGGCAAGCUGGCUUGUUGUAACGAACACACUACAAUGUUUCCGAGACGAAGCAAGUAGGCGCUUUUUACCUGUACCUGUAGAAUAAUGGACGAGUUUCGAAAUCGCAGUAGCAGCACAACUGAUCGCGAUCAUCAAUAUACCGGCGUUCACUAUCAAGUAGCAGAUAUGCCCUAAAAUUCUCCCCCCUUGCUGCUCCACAGCACCUAUUGUGCCGCAAAUCCGAGCUCCCGUAGCCUCUGUACUAACCUCCCUGCGCCGCCCUGGUAGCAGAAAGAAAAAGCUGCCAAUUAAGAUUACGUAUUUUCCCAUUCCCGGAGUUUUCACCAACAUAGCAUGACAUACACCGUCAGGCUUCACAUAACCACGAUCGAAACUUCAAAGAAGCUGAAAAUGAAUACUUCUUCAUCAAUGUCAGUUUUUGGAAAUUUCAAAUUCACGCUAGGUUGUUUUGGACAGCCAAACGGUGAAUGUGUACAAACGACCGCAAGGCCGUGGGUAGAACAAUCAACAAUACCGAAAGAGGUAAUAUCGAUUUGUGUGUCUCUCAGAAACUAUCGUUUUCUUUUGGUAUUGGUUUAACUCUAAGGCGAACAAUGAUGCAGCUGCUCGAUAUCCUUGUCACUUUUGUGCACAUGAAUAUUACGGUUGCGUACAGGUAUCUGAGACCACGUUCAAAGACUUCGUCGGUGCGAAGCUGGUGGCCCGAGG
This is a messenger RNA of Amoebophrya sp. A25, 4584 nucleotides long. The record is from the annotation of a GenBank genome assembly. Lineage: Eukaryota; Dinophyceae; Syndiniales; Amoebophryaceae.